AUGUAGACCAGGCUGGCCUUGAACUCAGAGAUCUGCCUGCCUCUGCCUCCCAAGUUCUGGGAUUAAAGGGGUGCCACCACUCCUGGCAAGACAGGCUCAGUUCUUACCCAUUCUGAUAAUUCCCUCAGGACAGUGCCUAGCAUAGGAAGAGGAAACCUUUGGACAAAUGAAUUUGUCCAGAGUCCAGUUGUAAUCUAAAUCAUCUAGUCGAACUUAGGUACUAUUUGCUGUCAGCAGGUUCACUGGAUAUAGUUUUUGCCUUUUUCCUUCUUGCAUAUUUGAUUCUGUACCCUUGAAAGCAAGAGAGAGGCUGUAUCUCGGCUGCAUUGUGAGAGUGAAUCUUUCAAAAUGGACCUCAUCUUAGAUGUAAACAUCCAGAUUUACCCUGUAGACUUAGGUGACAAGUUCCGAUUGGUCAUAGCUAGUACCUUGUAUGAAGAUGGCACCCUGGAUGAUGGUGAAUACAAUCCCACAGAUGACAGGCCUUCCAGGGCUGACCAGUUUGAGUAUGUAAUGUAUGGGAAAGUGUACAGGAUUGAGGGGGAUGAAACGUCUACUGAAGCAGCAACACGCCUCUCUGCAUAUGUGUCCUAUGGAGGCCUGCUCAUGAGGCUUCAGGGUGAUGCCAACAACCUGCAUGGAUUUGAGGUGGAUUCCAGAGUUUAUCUACUGAUGAAGAAACUAGCAUUUUGAACCUCCUGGAAUCUGGCUUCACUCCUUAGUCACUCAAAAGUCAUAGACAUUGUUCAAGUCUAAGUAGAAGUUGGUGGCGUUUUCCUGUGAAAGGGACUGGGCUCUCUGCCCAUUGUGGAUUCAUCUUCAGUUUGUCUGAAUUCAGUGGAAAACUUACUUGUCUGUAAAAGACCCAAGCAGGGGAGCUUAAAAUGAAUCUGAAGUUGUGUACAUGAUUUUUUAAAUUAAAGUUUAUUUUUUCAGA
Messenger RNA from Nannospalax galili (Upper Galilee mountains blind mole rat), 937 nucleotides. It is a transcript of the gene Polr2h, whose product is annotated as RNA polymerase II subunit H. The transcript is spliced from 5 exons. Gene Ontology annotation, biological process: DNA-templated transcription. The coding region runs from base 349 to 693 and encodes 114 amino acids. NCBI's taxonomy places the organism in Eukaryota, Metazoa, Chordata, Mammalia, Rodentia, Spalacidae. Gene Ontology annotation, cellular component: RNA polymerase III complex; RNA polymerase I complex; RNA polymerase II, core complex. The record is from RefSeq and is a predicted model, not a curated record. Gene Ontology annotation, molecular function: DNA-directed RNA polymerase activity.